Messenger RNA from Ipomoea triloba (trilobed morning glory), 2567 nucleotides. RefSeq names its product BEL1-like homeodomain protein 9. Gene Ontology annotation, molecular function: RNA polymerase II cis-regulatory region sequence-specific DNA binding; DNA-binding transcription factor activity, RNA polymerase II-specific. The record is from RefSeq and is a predicted model, not a curated record. The transcript is spliced from 4 exons. Gene Ontology annotation, biological process: regulation of transcription by RNA polymerase II. The coding region runs from base 295 to 2172 and encodes 625 amino acids. Lineage: Eukaryota; Viridiplantae; Streptophyta; Magnoliopsida; Solanales; Convolvulaceae.
GUAAGAAAUACAACCAAAGAAAAUCUCUUUCUUUCUCUCUCUCUCUCUAUAUUUCUAUAUGUGUUCUCUCUCUCUCUCUUUUUCUUGCUUUCUUAAGUUUCUCUCUCUCUCUACGUCGGAGGUGAUUGUGUCGGAUUCCUCCCAUCUGCGCCAGAAACAUCACUGUUUUCUUCUCUCUCUCUCUAAGCACAUGAUCUCUCUACAGUGACGAUUAAAAGACUGUUUCUUUCUUUUUACUAUCUUUUUAGUUGAAGGGAGAGAGAGAGAGAGGGGGUUAUAGUGAGUGAGUGAGUGAUGGCUGAGGGAUUUGAGCCAUAUCAUGUCCCACAACAAAGCCGAAGAGAUAAGCUGAGAGUCCUGGUUCAGAGCCACCCAGAGUGCGUGGAUAAUAAUAAUCUCCAUGGCUGCGCAGGUUUGGCCCCUCUUUAUGAUCCACCUGUCAUCCCUUCAGAUUUGCUAACCUGCGCCACCCUCCACCACCACCACAACCCACUUCUCUCUGAUCAUCACAAACACACCGGUAAAGGUGCGAGCUUGAUGAUGGGGGGCAGUAACACUACCACCCCCACUAAUUUCUCCACUCCCACUUUGUAUAUGGAUCCGCAAUCUUCUGUUCCUCUCCACUUAAAUCAAGAAAUUACCAGAAACCCGUUUCUCUACGCCUCCCCACAGAGCCUUAGGUUUCAUGAUAAUUCUUUCCAUGGUGGUGGUGGGGAGGUUACUGUGGUGUACAAACCGGAGCCUUUGUCAGUGGCUCACGAGACUACUAAUAUUAAUAAUGUGAGGGGUCAAGGUUUAUCUCUGACUUUGUCCUCCCAUCACACUCACCAACACCAAAGCGCCAGUAGUCUUCCUCUGGAGCUCAAUCUGCAAAGAUAUGACGCCUCAAUGACCUCUGGGCUUCUGGUUUCUAGCAUUCAUGGUGGUGAUAGUAACUGCUCCACUUACAAUCAUGAUGGUGACCUCUCACGGAGCUGUUCAGUGCCUGGGCCCUUCACAGGCUAUGCUUCAAUCUUGAAGGGUUCCAGAUUCUUGAAACCUGCUCAGCAGUUGUUGGAGGAGGUUUGUGAUGUGGUCAGGGGUGUUUAUGCUGAGAAACUGGAAGCUGAUUCAGCUUUGAUGGACCCUUCCAUGGAAACUCUGAGUGGGAGCUCUCUGGUUGAUGAUUCACCAAAUUGUAAUGAUGGAGGUGAGCACAGGAGGAAGAAAUCCAGGUUAAUUUCAAUGCUAGAUGAGGUUUACAGGAGGUAUAAGCAGUACUACCAACAGCUGCAAGCAGUUGUUGCGUCAUUUGAAUCCGUUGCUGGACUAAACAAUGCAGCGCCCUUCGCAAACAUAGCACUGAAAGCCAUGUCGAAGCACUUCAGAUGCUUGAAAGACGCCAUAACUGAGCAGCUGCAGUUUACAGGCAAGUCUCAAGGCCAUAUGAGUUUCGAGGGAGAAGCCUCUCCAAGCGCUGAAAACCUGGGGAAAGGACUUUAUUUCCAAAGCACAGCUAUUCAUAAUGCUGGGAUAAUGGAACAUCAACCUGUCUGGCGUCCCCAACGGGGGUUACCAGAACGUGCUGUCACCGUGCUCAGGGCAUGGUUGUUCGAUCACUUCCUCCACCCUUAUCCCACAGACACAGACAAGCUAAUGUUGGCUAAACAGACAGGUCUGUCUAGAAAUCAGGUGUCUAACUGGUUCAUCAAUGCAAGGGUUAGGCUAUGGAAGCCUAUGGUGGAAGAGAUUCACAAUCUGGAAACGCGGCAAGCGCAGAAGAAUUCACAACCCAAAGAACAGAAUAACAACAAUCCAAGCGAGCAUUUAAGCAUGAGAAAUUCCGUGGCCUGCGAAGAUGCAUCUGCAUCGAUGCACCAAAUUCAAGAACUUCCGACAAAGCGAACACGAAACGAGGCCGAGAAUUCAAUGGGAAGCGAUGAGGCGAUGGAUUUAUCAUACGGCAAUUUAUCGCACCACUCUCGCCUGGGAAUCGGCGGCGCCGCCGCCGCCGGAAGCAGCAGCGUCUCCUUAACCCUAGGCCUUCACCAAAACAACGAGCUCGGUUUGUCGGAUUCUUUUCCGGUGAACGCCGCCCAGCGAUUCGGGCUGGACGCGAGCAGCGAAGGAUUUGUACUGUCUGGGUUCGAACCGCAAAACACGCAAUUCGGAAGAGACAUCAUCGGAGGAUAAUAGCCGUGUUUUGCUUCAGUUGGUCGGCCAUGAAUUUGGUAUAGAAACUUAGAUUAGGCUUCAAUUUCAUAUUUUAUGAUGAUCAAGCAUAUUAUGACUGGCCUUUCUGAGAUUGCAGCUUUCUGAUAACAAAAAAAAAAAAGGUAUGUUAAUUCUCCUGGGAUGAAUAACAUCCGAAAUGAUUGCUUGCUUCUAUUCAAUGAUGUAUCUUUGCAGCAAUGAAUAUAUAAUUGCUCAAAUUUUUGCCCAGACAAGGUCUGUAAUCCUAGGCGAAGUGUCCAAAAGAGUGGGUUGAAAUUAUGAACUCUUAAAAGCUUUUUAAGUGUAUGUUUGCUCUUAUUGUAGCCUGUAGGGAAUGGGAUUUUGCAAAUAAUGAAAUUUUGUGCAUGCUCUCA